Molecule: messenger RNA, 804 nt
Organism: Schistocerca cancellata (South American locust)
Lineage: Eukaryota; Metazoa; Arthropoda; Insecta; Orthoptera; Acrididae
Product: serine/arginine repetitive matrix protein 1-like
Exons: 1
Coding region: 1-804 (267 amino acids)
Source: RefSeq, a predicted model, not a curated record
AUGUCCUUACGUGAAAGCGGCGCCCACCACACCCCGGCCGGAGCCGGGGCGCAGCAAGCGCCGCCAACGCAAAAGCGGCGUCCGCCGCAUCCCAGCCUGAGCCAGGACGCAGCAGACGCCGCCACAGCAAAAGCGGCGCCCGCCGCACCCCGGCCAGGAGCCAGGGCACAGCAAGCGCCGCCAAAGCGAAAGCGGCGCCCGCCGCACCCCGGCCGGAGCCGAAGCGCAGCAAGCGCCGCCAAAGUGAAAGCGGCACCCGCCGCACCCCGGCCGGAGCCGAAGCGCAGCAAGCGCCGCCAAAGUGAAAGCGGCACCCGCCGCACCCCGGCCGGAGCCGAAGCGCAGCAAGCGCCGCCAAAGCGAAAGCGGCGCCCGCCGCACCCCGGCCUGAGCCGAGGCGCAGCAAGCGCCGCCAUAGCCAAAGCGGCGCCCGCCGCACCCCGGCCGGAGCCAGAGUACAGCAAGCGCCGCCAACGCAAAAGCGGCGCCCGCCGCACCCCGGCCGGAGCCAGAGCACAGCAAGCGCCGCCAAAGCAAAGGCGGCGCCCGCCGCACCCCGGCCGGAGCCAGAGCACAGCAAGCGCCGCCAAAGCAAAGGCGGCGCCCGCCGCACCCCGGCCGGAGCCAAGAGCACAGCAAACGCCGCCAACGCAAAAGCGGCGCCCGCCGCACCCCGGCCGGAGCCAGAGCACAGCAAGCGCCGCCAACGCAAAAGCGGCGCCCGCCGCAUCCCGGCCGGAGCCAGAGCACAGCAAGCGCCGCAGAAGCGUGCAAGUGCCAUUCGCCAGUGAGCAAGGAUACUAG